AUGACCACACAACCCGUGAUUAAAUCAAGAACCAGGGUUCCGUGUGGCGCCCUGAUCAAAUUGGCUGGACAAACAAACGGGGCAAGCAAGCGGAUGAGAAUUGAAGGUGGGGGACGGCACAGAAGCUGUAGCCUGUACGCUGUGGCCGGAGCUGCGGAGGCGGUGGUGUCCAGCACAUCUGUAACGGCGGCAGUGGCGAUCCGGGCAUCCGACCUUGGGUUGCGCCGCUGUUGCUACUGUAGCUGUCGGCGAAUCCAUGCGGCCAGCAGUAACAGCACCACGGCAGAAAUUUGCUGCCUGGAGACGAAGAGGAGUAGCAAAAGCUCGAGCACCUUCUUGGCAUGGCCUCUACCGAGCUCAUCUACGGGCUACCUCUGCCAAGCGCACACGCCGCCGCCGUCGCCCGCGCUGCUCCUUGUGCUGCUGCCCGCCGUCGUGCCUCGCAUCGCCGCCUCGACAGAUCCUGCGUGA
Molecule: messenger RNA, 471 nt
Organism: Miscanthus lutarioriparius
Lineage: Eukaryota; Viridiplantae; Streptophyta; Magnoliopsida; Poales; Poaceae
Source: the annotation of a GenBank genome assembly